Saprolegnia parasitica CBS 223.65 is the source of this 507-nucleotide messenger RNA. RefSeq lists its product as hypothetical. Lineage: Eukaryota; Oomycota; Saprolegniomycetes; Saprolegniales; Saprolegniaceae. The record is from RefSeq and is a predicted model, not a curated record. The transcript is spliced from 2 exons. The annotation marks the transcript as partial.
CGGCUUUUGUUUGAGUUUCCUCGCGUGCUCCAAGCCAACAACGUGGGUCGAACACCGUCGGGGCACCCAAUCGUCGUCGUCGGUGUCUCUGACUCAUUCGAACUCUACCUCUGCACGGACGACGACGAGCGCUGGGCGUGCUAUGCCUUCGAGACCCUCGAAGCUUCCUCGCCCCUUCUCUCGCCGCUCGAGGUACUUGCAUUGCAUGAUCUUCGUCCCUCCAACAUACUCAAGGACACGUACGCUCGCAACACCUUUGCGUACUGCGCCAUGACGGCUGGCGACGGGCUCUUGGCGUUCGAGACCGUCGGUGGCACCGAGCGCCGGACGAUGACCAUCCACAUCCGCGUCCACGCGCAGCGCCUUUGCCCGGUCUUCGAGGAAAUCAUCGUGGCCUGCACGUCGGAACCGCCGUCGCUGUCUCUGCAUCAGCUCCUACUGCACCCCAUCUUUAAUGGCUGGGACGACGAGCAAGUGAUGCUCGACUACGACGCGCAGUUUCGCUAA